Molecule: messenger RNA, 2623 nt
Organism: Mercenaria mercenaria
Lineage: Eukaryota; Metazoa; Mollusca; Bivalvia; Venerida; Veneridae
Exons: 2
Coding region: 270-1457 (395 amino acids)
Source: RefSeq, a predicted model, not a curated record
UAAUUUGAACAAACUCGGUAGAACUGUGGAAUCAAGCACCAGCACCAACAAAAAUUGCUUCCAAAUAGUUCAUAUAGUCAAGCUUAAAAAACCCAAUUAAACACAUGAUAAAAUAUAAGGGACUUAAUGCAAAUAACUAUCAUACACAAUUAUGUAAGACAGUCAUUUCCCUUGGAAAAUUAGUUGAAACCAAAAGAGGAAGUUAAAUUGUUUGGAAAAUCAAAUCUCCGUAGGCAAUAAAUUUCAUUUUUCUGUAAAUAGUCAGCAGAAUGUUUCAUACACCAGAUUACUAUCAUGAUAUAUCCAUGAGACUUUCUGAGGUCCUGGAUGAUAUUGGAGUUAAUGAAAAUAUUGUGAUGAAAAGGAGGAGGGCAAAUUUACUGCAAGAAACCAUGCACGUAAUCACAAGCAGAGCAGCUGAUAGACAAGUGACUCAAUAUAGAAUGGGAAGUCAAUCAGAAGGCACCACAACACGCGGACUGCAAUCAGAUACUGAUAUACUUUCCUGUCUAGAUAAUGUCAUUGUGAUACAGGACUGGGAUGUAUGGACUCCAGGUAAAGGUAACCUCCUGAUGAUCCAGAAUGAAACAACACCACCUGGUUAUUGUCUUCUACAGUUGAUUAGAAAUGAUGCUCCACUUCCUUUUACACAAGAAACAGGCAAUUUAUCUAAUUUAUUUGUCAAGGAUACAAGUGGACGGAUAUUGUUCAAGAAUACAAUACUUGAUGCUACACUGUUUGAAGGACUUCAGCGACAAGGACCAUCAGCAGCAUUAGCAUCAGCAGGUUUUUUAAGUACUGACAUAGUAACAGCACUUCCUUGUAAAUCAUGGCCCCAGUCAUCAGCAGCUUGGCUGAAUCAACAAGAAACAAACAUAUGGCCAGCAGCAGAAAUGAAGAAAUAUGCAAAAACUACAAGAUGUUUUGUUGUUGGUGUUGGCAGCAAAGCCAGUGAAAAUGCAGACUUUGAAUGGAGAAUUUCUACCUCAUUAGCUGAACGGUGCCUGAUGUUCAAUUUAAAUAUUACUCAAAUACGAAUUUAUAUCUUACUAAAAAUGAUUCUCAAAACAUACAUUAAUAUUGAAAAUCUUGACAAAGAAACUUAUAUUUCAAGUUUCAUGUGUAAAACUGUUUUGUUUUACUGUAUAGCAAGUAAACCUACAAGUGUACGGAAGGAGUGUAAUAUAUUGAAUUGUUUAAGCUUCUGUAUACAGACACUGAACAGAUGUAUAUUAGCAGGAAAUUGUCCACAUUUCUUUGAUCAUGAAAACAAUUUAAUGGCAGGAAAAAAUUCCACUGUAGUCAAACAUCAGUUACUUGAAAGAAUGUCAAAUUUAAUACCAUGUGAAGGAAUUUCUCUUUUUGGAAUUCAGAUUGACAAACUUGGUGAAAGACUUCAGAUUAAGCUUAAUAUGCUAAACGAAGUACAUCAUGAUAUACCACAGCCAGAGAAUUAACCACAGCCAGAGGAGUGCAUUAUGGACAUAUCAUAUACUUUAUUACGAAACACAGCUGCAUGCAUUUCACAUCGUCAAGUUGAGAUUUAUAUUACAAAAGAUGAAAGUUUAGAAAUGAAACUGAAAAUUUUAUUACAGGAAGUGCUACAUUUGACAAGAUACUACAGAGAUGGUAACGUCUUAGAAAAGACAGCAUGCAGACUUCUAGCACCUCUAUUUUGUACAUCAAUAGGAUCUCUGAUAGCCUCACAAAACAUUCGAAUUAACAGGACAGUUUCACCUCAAGCACUUGCCUGGCUUGAAGCAGGACAGAGAUCAGAUGUUGCUUCAGGCAGACUAAAGCUAGCAUCUAUAAUGUAUUGUACUGGUAAUAUGGAAAGAGUUGCUUGUAUUCUUAAUAAUACAGAAGAACAAUAUAACACUGAAGUUACUGAGCCUGCAUGUGCCUGCAACAGAUUCCCUUGGUAUUACUUGAAGAGACGAUUUUGUCAACUCUGCUGUCAAUAUGGUGUAGCAGACGUUAAGUACAUAGUUGCCCUUUGUGUAAGAUUUUCCCAAGCUGAAAUAAACUGUGUACCACAUGAACUUCAGUAUGAAAUGUUUAGAUCAACACAAGAGGACCUUCAACAUAGAGGUAUACUUGAGUUCUGGAUGGACUUAGCUGUAGUAGACUCACUUCCAUAUCUGUAUUUUCUACAAUACAAGACAUUCUACAAUCUACAGAGACCUGAGGAACAGCAACAAGCACUGAACAAACUUAUGUGCGUCACUAAAACAGAAAACAACCUUGCACACAGAGAAACAGCACUAAAUUUACUAGGACAGUGCAUGGAACAGGAGAACAGACCUGUUGAUGCUCUACAGUGUUACAUGUUAUCUCUACGUCACACGGAAAGAAAUAAUGCUGCAAAAAUUCAUAUCUGCAGGUGUUUAGCUAAUACAGUUUCACACCAACUUGAGUGAACUUGAGAUUCUGACUGAUCAAACUUCCUACACAUGACAGUACAUUGUAAUAAUUCUUGUUGUAAGCCAGUAUUUCCAUUUAUUUUGAUUGUCUACAGCCAAAAUUCUGCAGGCGUGUAUUUGUAGAAUUUGUCACCUAUUUUGUGAAAAAGUGACUUGCUACAGGUGUAUCAAAUAGCACAAAUACAAUAUAUAUAUCUAUA